AUGACUCGAAGUUUACCAACGGGAUCAUAUACAUUCUUCAUCCAACUGUAUACGAUUGUGAAUGAUCGUUCAUCGGAUCAAAUCAUCUCGUGGAGCAAAAACUGCAACAACAACAGCAGUUUCGUGGUUCGUGAGGUCGACGAGUUUCGCAGAAGAGUUCUGCCCGAAUCCGCCGAGUUUGGUCGGAAUUUCUCAGAGUUUGUGUCGGAGCUACUUUAUCAUCGGUUUGAAAGUAUCGGGAGAUUCGAGUUUGUGCAUGAGAAUUUCGUGAGAGGUCGACCUGAGCUUUUGAGGAAGAUGGUGCCGAGGAAAGCUUGGAACGAGAAAUUUGCUGAGAGACUUAAAGUGAAGAGAGCUAAAGCCAAAGCAAGGAAAGCUAGAUCCAAAGUUGUGCAUCUCUUGCAAGAUUUACAAAUCUGA
Messenger RNA from Microthlaspi erraticum, 420 nucleotides. Lineage: Eukaryota; Viridiplantae; Streptophyta; Magnoliopsida; Brassicales; Brassicaceae. The record is from the annotation of a GenBank genome assembly.